Messenger RNA from Geodia barretti, 909 nucleotides. The record is from the annotation of a GenBank genome assembly. Lineage: Eukaryota; Metazoa; Porifera; Demospongiae; Tetractinellida; Geodiidae.
AUGAGUUUUGCGGGAGAAUGGGAGCCGAAGGUCAAGCUGCCACAAUUAGGCGACCGUGCUGUGGGUAUGUGGGGAUUAGGUGUCGAAGCUUUUAAUGGGAAACUUUACGGUUUUGGUGGACAGGACGACUUGAAGCCCCCGGGCAAAUUUGUGGGCGAAUAUGAUCCAGUCCGGGAUGCGUGGGACGUUAAAGGCAAGUGGCAGCGCGGCAGAUUUCGGGUAAGCAGUGCGAUAGUCAGGGGAAAGAUUUAUGCCUUUGGGGGAACAGAGGAUAAUUUCCAAGCGGUUCCAUUGACCGAUGAAUACGACCCGAAAACCGACACCUGGACGCCCAAAGCCGAUAUGCCUUCCGCGAGGAUGGCGACGCUCACGGCGGUAGUCGGCGGCAAGAUUUAUGUCAUCGGCGGUGCGGACUCUUUCUUCUUUCCGUCCGCUGCGGUUGAGGUCUAUGACCCUGUAAGCGAUACGUGGGAGAAGAAGGCGGAUAUGCCUAACCCGAGAUGGGGUGCGGGCGUUUUUGCAGCACGGAGCAAGAUUUACAUCUGUGGCGGGGCUGUAGAUAAUACGCAUCAAAAGUAUACCGACCUGACAGAGGAAUAUGACCCGAAGACCGACACCUGGACGGAGAAAGCGGAUAUGCCGCUUAAAUUUUUCGAUAUGUCAGCGAGUUUCGUCAACAGUGGGAAGGCUUAUGCCAUUGGGGGGAAGACCUUUAGCGGCAACGACAAAGACGGGCAAAAUGUCGAGGGAUGGAUCGUGCAUUGGACGGUCUUUGAAUACGACUUAGACAAGAAUAGGUGGUCGAGGCUAAAGGAUCAGAUGCCAACCCCACGGUCAACUUUGGCAACCGCGGUGCUUGACGGGAAGAUUUAUGCGGUCGGUGGUCACGGGGCGGCGGACCACGGCUAG